Molecule: messenger RNA, 6671 nt
Organism: Nothobranchius furzeri (turquoise killifish)
Lineage: Eukaryota; Metazoa; Chordata; Actinopteri; Cyprinodontiformes; Nothobranchiidae
Gene: crocc
Product: rootletin
Source: RefSeq, a predicted model, not a curated record
CUCAGUCUGAGUGUCCAGGAGGACGAGACCGGACAACUCACUCAGCUCUGCAACUAUACCUUCCUUUUGAAGCAGCAAAUAACAAAAUCAAAGUGUCGACUGUUUUUACUUUUUUUAGAACCUUCUGGAAAUGAAAAGACAACAUUUCUAUGAAAUCAUUUAGUUUGUGAUGAUUUCCUCUGAGUUAAUCCUAUUUUCCUGGAGGGUUUUAAAAAUAGCUCCUCCACGAUGAGCGCUGCAGAAAACUCUGACGGCGACUCCAACAAGCUGGAGUCCGUGAUCCAGCGUUUGGAAGAGAGUGUCCUGUCUGAGGAGAAGAGGCUGACGGUCCGAGGACCUUCACCUGAUGCCCCCCCCACCUGUCUGCCAGCACGAGUGCGUGAGAUCGUCACGAAGAACCUCACGGACGGCGCAGGAGCCAUGUCCGCCUCGGUCAUGUCCCUCCAGGAAGAGAACCGGGUUCUGCAGGGGGAGCUGGGCCGGCUGGAGGACCUGCUGGCUCACAGCCGAGCAGACCGAGAUGAGCUCGCCAUCAAGUAUGGGGCGAUCAGCGAGAGGCUGGAGCAGGUGCUGCGCUUUGAGACGGGAGAGGGUGACCAGGAUUCAGCCGAGACCCGCAGCCUCGCUCAGCAGAACGUGGAUCUGCGUAGACGGCUGGACGAGGAGCAAGCCGCCUACAAACGUAAACUCGCCGCCUACCAGGAGGGGCAGCAGAGGCAGGCGCAGCUCGUUCAGAAGCUGCAGGCUAAGGUGCUUCAGUACAAGAAGAAAUGUGGAGAUCUGGAACAGGUGUUACAGGAGAAAUCUGCAGAGUUGGAGAAGCGCAGUGUGACUGGCUGCAGCGAAACCUCAAACGGCCAUGUUCAGGACGGAGCAGGCAGCACCCUGGAGGAGGCUCUGAUCCGUCUGGAGGAGGAACAGCAGAGGAGCAGCAGCUUGUCUGCUGUGAACGCCAUGAUCCGGGAGCAGUUGGAGCAGGCCGGCUUAGCCAACGAGGCUCUCAGCCAGGACAUCCGCAGACUCACCGCUGAUUGGACGAAAGCCAGAGAGGAGCUGGAACAAAAGGAGUCGGACUGGAGGAGAGAGGAGGAGUCCUUCCACAGCUACUUCAGCAGCGAGCACAGUCGACUCCUGGUGCUGUGGAGGCAGGUGGUCGGGUUCAGGAGGCACGUCUGUGAGCUGAAGAGCUCCACUGAAAGGGACCUGUCGGACAUGCGUAAUGAGCUGGCUCGGACGUCCCACUCGGCUCAGGUGUCCCUCACCAGUCUGUGCGCCUCUCUGGACGGUCGGAUGGGAGGAGCUGCUCUGGCCCUGGAGCGGGAGAAGACUCUGAGGGUCCAGCUGGAGCAGCAACUCCGAGACCAGGUGGUGGAGAUGAUGAACUUCCAGAGCAGAUCGGACACAGAGAAGAGUGAGCUGAGCGCCAGGUUGUCGGAUGCGGUGCGAGAGUGUGAGAGGAUAAAGAUCCAGAUUUUGGAGAAAGAAAAUGAAACGAUGUCUCUGAGGAGGAGGCUGGAGGAGCAGAGCAGCAGUGAUGAGACCGACUUACAGCUGAUGAAAACUCUCUCCGAGUCUCUGUUGGACACGCUGCGGGACAUCGCACAGACGGUCCUGUCAGAGGGAGAUUCGUCCUCAGAAGCCGAUCAGGACGACUCUGUGGCUCCGCUGCUGGCUCUGAUCUGCGACUCCUCCCCUCGCUGCUCGUUGUCUCCACGGAGACCGACAUCGCCGCAUCAGUCCUCCAAGUUGCCUCUUGUCCCUGACGCAGCACUGUCCGCUCUCCGCUCGCUCGUCUCAAACAGAACGCUGCAGCUGCAGGAUGUUCGAGGUCGUCUCCUCUCUGCUCAGUCCUCUGUGCAGCAGUUACGAAAGCAGCUUUCAGAGUCCGACGUGGCUAAAAGAGACGCAGAGCAGCGAAACCUGACGCUGCAGCGAGAAAAGGACGCAGCUCAGAGAGAACGGGAGGUCGUGCAGAGAGAGAAGGAGCGUCUGAAGCAGGAGAGGGAUGCACUGACCAGCGAGAAGGUAAACCUGGAGAGAAAUGCUCAGGCAGCAGAGAGCAGCAACCAGAUCCUGCAGAUGGAGUUGGAAAGGCUUCAGCUCACGAUGGCGUCUGCGCAGCGCGAGCGAGAACACGAGAGGGAGGAGAAGGAGGCUGCAGCUCAGGAGAGAGACCGGGCAAAGGCCGAGGCUCAGAGGAUACAGAAGCAGUGGGACCAGAGUGAGAGUCGAGCCUCGGCUCAGCGUGGAGAGCUGUCUGCAGUGAGGGAGACUCACCAGAAGGGGGAGGUGGAGAGGUAUCUGCUGGAGAAGGAGAAGGCCCAGCUGUGCGAAGCACUAACCCGGGCUGAAAGCAGCAACCGGGACCUGUCCCUGCAGCUCAGCAAGCUGCAGUCUGAGGACGCAGCUCUCAGAGACUCUCUGACAAAGAUGGCAGGUAUGAACGAGGUCAUGGCUCAGGACAAAUCAAAGCUCAACACCUACAUCCUCCAGCUCGAGGAGGAGAAGUCCACCCUGCAGGCUCAGAAACGCGAAGCGGAGCAGGAGAAGCUGACCAUCAGGGACGAGCUGGUCCGGCUGGAGCAGGACCGGCUGGAGCUGGAAUCUGCUCGCAUCACGCUGCAGCAGUCUCUGCAGGAUGCCGAGCUGAGCCGGAUGGGGCUGGAGGCGGAGCUGCAGAGCCUCAGGGCUGAGAGACUCCAGCUGCAGGAGAGAGUCACCCAGCUCUGUGGUGAGGUGUCGUCUCUGGACUCAGAGCUCAGUCUGGCUCGGGCGGAGGGUCAGAGGAGCGAGGCGGCCCUGGAGGAGGCCGGGCGCAGUCGGGCAGAACUGUCCCGGGACAAAGCAGCUCUGGUGGUUCAGCUGACGGCGUCGGAGAGAGAAAACACGCUGCUGUCGGAGGAGCUGGCUGCCGUCAGGUCGGAGCGAGAGUCCCUGGAGACGGGUCUGUUUGACGUCCAGCAGCAGCUCGCUCAGGCGGAGUCCCACAGAGAGCAGCUGGAGACGGAAAACCAAAACCUCCGGGUCCGCUGUGAGGCGGCUGCAGCUGAGUUGAAGCGAGAACGAACGGACGGUGAGAAUGCUGCCGCUCAGGCCGAGCGAGACAAACAGAUCCUGGGUCAGACCCUCAAGGCUGCUCAGCUGGAGGCCCAGCAGGCGUUACGGAAGGCCGUGUCCGAGCACCAGGAGGAGGUGGAGAGACUGCUGUCGGAGAAGGAAGUCGUGCGUCGCAGCAUGCAGGUGGAGCACGAGGCUGCUCUGAAGAGGUUCAGCCAGGAGAUGGAGGAUCAGCUCCACAGAGCCAAGAGAGAACGAGAGGGUCUGCAGGAGGAGCUGAGGACGCUGCAUCACGACCGGGAUCAGCGUUUGCUGCAGGCCGAGACCGAGAAACAGCAGGCUCUUUCUCUGAAGGAGGCAGAGAAGACGGUUCUGUCUGAGCGGGUGACCGCUCUGCAGGCCGAGCUGACGGCUGCGUCUCUGGAGGCUGAGAGGAUGGGCAGAGAGGCGGCUCAUCACAAAGAGCAGGAACAGAUCCGAGUCGGAGCUCUGACCAGUGAGCUGCUGGAGCUUCAGUCGCAGCUGGACGAUGCAGCUCCUGCUCAUGAACGGGAGCUCCAGAGCCUACGGGAAACCUGCGCUGACCUUCGAACACGGACUGACGCUGCUCUCAACGAGCUGGAGACGUGCAGAGCUGCUCUCUCAGCUGCUGAGGAGAGUCGGGACCAGCUGAGACGAGACUUGUUGGAAGCUGAACGUCGCCUAAGCCAAACUCGGGACUCCACAGAUGCCCACAGGAGGGAGGGGGCCGAGCUGCGUCGAAGCCUCGGAGACGUCACACAGGAGAGAGACGCUCUCAGCCAGUCUAAUACUCAGCUGAGUGAAACUCUGCGUAACGCUGAAACAGAGAGGAUUAGUGUGAGACGACAGUGUGAAGAGAAGGCACAAAGGCUGGCUGUGCUGGAGGAGAACCUCUCAGCCACUCAGAGGGAGGCAACGGAGCUGCGCAGCUGUCUGAGGGAGGUGGAAAGGUCCCGGCUCGAGGCCCGGAGGGAGCUGCAGGAGCUCCGCAGACAGCUCAAAGUUCUGGAUGGAGAGAAGGAGCAGAAGGGGAGGGAUGUGGCCGAGCUGCAGACUCGUCUGUCGCUGGAGGAGCAAAGAGAGGAGGAGAAACUCAAAGAGGUUUUUGCUCUCAAACAAAAGCUCUCUGAAGCUGAAACAGCCAGAGACUCUCUCAAGAAAGAGCUUUCGAUGACCCAGAAACGUCUGGUGGAGUCUGAGUCGAGCUGGAGGAGCUGUGAGAGAGAGCUGACUGCGCAGCUGCAGGAGGCCCGAGGCUGUGAGAAGAAGCUCCAGGAUGAAGCCAAGAACCUGUCGCUGCGAGCUCAGGCCGCCCAGGACGUGGCGGCCCAGGCCAGCCUGCAGCUCAGCGAAGCACAGGGUCGGCUGGCCGCCACUGAAGCGGAGCUGACCCGAGCCGAGGCCUCCAGGAGGGAUCUGGAGUUCCGCCUCAGCGGCCUCCAAUCAGCGCUGGUGCGAAUGCUGGGUAUCGGUGCGAGUGGGAGGAGCUGCAGGGGGCGGAGUCCAGGAGGGAGCUCCACCUCACCUGGCAGCACAUCGCGUCACCACAGCAUCUCUCCACUUCGGUCUUCACUGUCGCCCCCUAAAGAGUUUCGAAGAAGCACCCUUGACAACACAUUAGGCUCCGGAGCAGUCUCGCCAGAGCGAGGCAGCACGCCACUUCCUCUUCCUCACCUGGAGCUCGACGCCGAUGUUCUACGAAGCGGCCUCAGAGACUUCCUCCAGGAGCUGCGGGAUGCUCACAGAGCAAGGGAUGAUGCUCGUGGCCAGCUGGGCGUGCUGCAGCGGGAGCUGGAGGAGCUGAAAGGGGAGCGAGACUCGUCUCAUAGUCGCCUCGCUCAGAUGCAGAAGACCAUGCAGGAAAUCCAAGAAGGGAGGCGUGGGCUGGAUGAGCGUCUGACCACCACUCAGAUCCUGCUGCAGCAGCAGGAGGAAGCGGUGAGGAGAGGAGAACGGGAGAGGAGAGCUCUGGCAGACAGGGCAAAGGACUUGGAACGAUCCCUGCAGACCUCGGAGAACGAUAAGAAACACACUCAGGAUCAGUUGAAUAAAAGUCGUGCCGCUGAGAUGCGUCUGGAGGCAGAGAGGAAGCGCCUGAGGGAGGCGCUGGAGGCAGCUGAGGCUCGGGCCACCAGGGUGGAGCUGGGGAGGCGCAGCCUGGAGGGGGAGCUGCAGAGACUCAAACUGAGUCUGGGCGACCGGGAGGCCGAGAGCCGGGUCUCCCAGGAGCGCUACGACGCUCUACUGAAACAGGUCGCAGAGGGCGAAGCUCGUGUUUCUGUGCUGCAGAGGGAGGUGGACAGGCUGAACCAGGCUCUGCUCAAAGCUCAGGAGGGGGAAUCGGCACUCAAAGAGAAGGCCGUGUCCCUCAGUCAGACCCUUCAGGAGGUGGCGGCUUCUCACAGCAGCACACAGAGUCGUCUACUCGCCUUGCAGAAGGCGCUGAGUUCAUCUGAGCAGGACAGGAGGCUUCAGCAGGAACGAAUGGAUGAAGCCCGAGCAGCGCUAGCCGAAGGAAAGAGGAACGUGUCGACCCUCACUGAGCGUGUGCAGAGCCUGCAGGGCGAGCUGAGCCAAAGCGAGCAGCGGCGAGAAGAUCUGGAGUCGGAGCUCAGCAGCACUCAGGAGGCUCUACGGCAGCACUCGGUCAGUCUGGUGGAGGCUCAGCACGGCGCCCAGGCAGCUCAAAAAGAAAAGGCCGCGGUGGAGGAGCGACUGCGCGGUCUGCAGAGAGCCGUGGCCAUGUUGGAGACGGAAAAAAAAGAUGCAGAAAGACAAGCCGUGAGGCUGGAGAAGGACAAGAACGCUCUGAGGAACACGCUGGAUAAGGUCGAGCGUCAGAAGCUGAAGUCUGAGGAGGGAAGCAUGCGUCUGUCUGCUGAGAAGAGUCGUCUGGACCGUUCCUUAAACACAGCAGAGCACGAGCUGCAGGAGGCGCAGCAGCAGGUCCUGAUGCUGCAGACCCAGCUGGCUGAGCUGGAGCAGUCCCACGGUGUGUGUGAGAGUUUGGUGCGGCAGCGCGACGAGGCCCACCAUGAGGCGGAGAGGCUGAGGAACAGCCUCAGAGACGUGGAGCGAACAUUGGGAACCAGGGAGAGGGCUCACCGGCACAGAGUCAAAGGGCUGGAGGAGCAGGUUUCCACCAUGAAGGAGCAGCUGCUGCAGGAGAUGAAACGACGACGUCCCACUCUUCCCUCAUCGUUACUGUCGGCAGCUUCUGAUCCAGGAAUUCCCCCUGAACUCUGACUCUGCUGUUUAAAUGUUACGUAGGCUUAGUCUGAUUAAUACUACUGUCCUUUUACAGGUGCGUUAUUGAUGUUUUAGAGCCGAACUGAACUGAAGCACAAAUGAAUACGACUGAAUAAAAAACACCAGCAGACCUCUGAAGGUUGCACUGAUUUUUGCGUCAGGUUUGACUUAUCAUAUGAUUUAAAACACUUUUCUAGUUUAGUGAUACUCCUACAGUGUGUACGUUGUUACCCAUUGUUUAUAUUUUUGUUACUGCUUGACCACUGACAGACUGAUUUAUCCCAUCAGUGUCACUUUUUGUGGAAAAUAAAACACACGAAUAAAGAAACCUUCUCCCUCAGUAA